CUUGUGAGCAGGCCGCAGAUAGACGGGUGGUUCAUACUCUACAAGCAGAGAUUUAGGAUUAGUCUUAGUUUUGAGCCGUUUUUCCCCUUUUUUGUGUACAAGUAUCGUUUUUCACCAGUCAAACGGUGGCAUAUUGGAUACACUGUCCUGCUACUUUGAUUCCGCCAGAAGAUCUGCUUGGAGAUCAGUUGUUUCAGACGGGGGACCCUUCCGCGCCACCCUCCCCACCGCCGCUCCAGCUCUUCUCACAGACUUCAUCUUGUUGUGAAGGUCCGCGCAACGAAAAAAAAACACCACCAGUCCGACAUGGAGUCUAAACCCGCUCCUCUCCCCGUCUGCUUGGCUGUGGUUUCCGUGUUCAUCGCCCAACAUGGACGGGUUAGAGGACAACUUCCCCCACCUGUGUGUCAGACCUGGAACUCAACAACUGUCGAGUGUCACGGGGAUGACUGGUAUCUUCAAACCCAUGCGCGUCUAACCCAACUACCUGUCGGCAUCCCCGAAUCUGUCAUCACGGUGGAUCUCAGUAAGAACAACAUAUCUGUACUGUAUAACGGCUCGUUUAGUCGGUUAGGAAACCUGACAUUCUUAGACCUGUCUUGUAAUCCUUUAGAGACUAUCGAGGUCGGUGCGUUCGCCGGGUUGGAGAAGUUAGAACGUCUUGAACUGCGUUCAGAGAUAUGGUAUUCCCCCUUGGCCACCUAUCCUCUUCAAAAUGGACUUUUCCACGAUCUGCGAAACCUGAACUAUCUGACCGUGGGGACUUACACCGAUAGAACUGCCAGUGAGGGAGUGUUCACGGGGUUAUCUAAACUGACACAUUUAGAACUAAGGCUAAGCGGGGAAUAUUUCGAAUAUACCGGAAAUUUACCUGAUCACGUGUUUGAUUCUUUGACUUCAUUGGAAAGUCUACACAUAAACUUUACGGAAUUUAGCUUUAGCAUAGAAGAGGACGAAAAUGCCACCAUGAGAAGAGUCCACAGCGGAAGUGGGUUCUUACAACGACGCCUGCUGUGGGCACCGCUGCACAACCUUACAACAUUGAGUCUGUACUCUCUGCCAAGAGCCAGUGAUUACUACUUUGGACCUGUAUUUAGAAACAUGUCUAAGUUGGAGAGUAUAAGCAUAUACUUUCCAUUUCCUCCUCUCUAUGCUAAAAUGUUCCGGCCGUUAUUACCGACUCUGAAACAUUUACGCACUGACGCUCAGAUAGCUCCCGGCCUGCUGAAGUCACUCACACAUCUGCAGACGCUGGACACCUUGUCUCCUCCAUAUCCCGACAUUAUGGACGUUCUGCCUGAACUCCGACACACGCAGAUUCAGGAGUUGUCAUUAGCACUACUGUGGGAAAUUGAUACAAUAACAUCUGACGCUCUAGCGGGAUUAAAAGGUCUAAAACAUUUGAAAACAUUAAUUUUUUACAUUGGCUACAUGAAAGCCGUAGAGACUAACGCCUUUGAGGGUUUGUCACAUUUACAAAGGCUGGGUGUGACGCAUGGCACCUUCGAGUCAUUAACGUUACACAACAAGGCAUUCAGCGGACUGUCCUCACUCACUCAUCUUAACUUAGCAGGUAACAUUAUUCCUACUUUACCACCAGACGUGUUUGAAGGACUGACCUCGCUCACUCAUCUCGAUUUGAGCUAUAACAAGUUGGAAACCUCCCAAGCUCAGCUUCCAGAGACAUUGGACUAUCUUGAUCUCAGUCACAAUAAGAUAUACAACAACAGAGACGCAGAUCAAUCACCAUGUGCCAGCCCUUUAUCAUUUAACCUCAGUGGUUUAAAAAGCGCGAAUAAUCUGAAUUUGAGUCAUAAUGAAAUUGACAUUGUUGACAUUGAUUGUCUACCUAGGAAUAUUACUGUGCUUGAUUUUCAGAACAACAACAUAGGACACAUGUAUAAUCCAUUCUGGUUUGCAAGUUUACGGUAUAUCGACCUUUCUAACAAUGAAAUCUCUCGUUUUUAUCAAGACGAUACAUCAAUGUCAUCAUGUGAGCAAUCAGUCUUAGAAACACUUAGGCUGGAUAACAACGCGGUAUCUACUAUUGUAUCACUAUGGCCCCUGAAUCAAGUAAUUUUGAAAACGAUGACUCUUUCUCACAACCAAAUCCAGCGUAUCGAAACAGGACAAUUGACAUGGUUUGACCAGCUGGAGCAUUUGGACCUCAGUUAUAACAUGAUCAACACCGUCAUGCCAUCCGCCUUCCGUGGACUAUCGCGGCUACAGUUCCUGGAUCUCAGUAACAACAAGAUAACGAACAUAGCAGGGAUGACAUUUGAAGAUUUAGGCAACCUUACACAUCUAAACCUGGAAGCCAACAGAAUAGCAGUGAUUGGAGACACCUUUCAGCGUCUGCACGGGUUAAGGUACCUGAAUCUGAGCAGCAACAGGUUGGCUGUGUUAAAUCAAACAUAUUCGGGUCCUGUUCUCUACCGGUUAGAGACUAUCGACAUUGCAGACAACCCAUUUCUGUGUGACUGUAAGUUAAUGUGGUUUGUUGAGUUGGCCCUGGAUAGAUACGACAGGGUAGUGAACUUCCACAACCCCUAUCCUGACUUAGGUCGAGGGUACACAUGUUUCCUUCCGGUUCAUCUGCGUGGAAGACGUUUGGCAGACGGGUUGACUCAGAAACAACACUCUAACGACAGACAGGAUCCACCAGAACGAAAGUUCUUCGACACAGACUGUAGUCAUGGAUUCCGACCCAACCGCCUCCUGGCUUGUGUGCUCGCCUCUUCGGGCAUCUUCGUCGCCAUGACGACCAUUUUCAUGGUCGACUACCACGUCGGCCGUGUUCAGUACUACCUGUGGAUGUUGGACAAGUGGAGGAGACCGAAGAUUGGCGAAGUAAAGAACCAAGGGCCGCCCAGAUACACGCACGAUGCUUUUCUUGCCUACAACAACCGGGACGUCGGCUGGGUUAUACAUGAAGCGAUAGAGAAUCUGGAACCUGACUACAGUCUGGUCUUACACGAAAGGGACUUUGCAGUGGGCGCUCCCAUUGUGAAAAACAUCGCGGAUGCCGUGGAAAACAGCCGGAGAACCGUCUGCCUCAUCACCAGGAACUUCCUGAAGAGUAAGUGGUGCGAGUACGAGUUCCAGCUAGCCCAGUACCACAUGUUUGAGGAGGGGGGAGGGGUGCGUCUCAUCCUGGUGUUUCUGGAGAGGAUUCCUAACCCAAUGCUGAAACAGUUCCGCCAUCUGAACGCCGUAGUGAAGAGGGACACGUACCUGGCGUGGCCAGGCGACGUGCGGAAAAGGCCGCUGUUCUGGAGGCGGCUGCGAGACGCUCUGGGCGAUCCUCUACCCCGGGACCCAGAGCCUGAUCAUCAGCAGCAGGCACAGGAACGAAACAUUCCGGAACGAAACAUUCCGGAACAGCAGGCACGUGCCCCGGAAAGGAACAUUCCGGAACAGCAGGCACCUGCUCCGGAACGGAACAUUCCGGAACAGCAAGCUCUGGGACGGAACAUUCCGGAACAGCAAGAACAGGCUCCAGUAAGGAACCUUGUGGAAGUGCAGGUCCAUGCCCCCGUGCGGGACAUUCUAGAACUGCAAGAUGAAAUUCUAUUACUAGAUCCAGACGACCAGUGGUUUGGAGAUGGUGAUGACGUGCCCCUUCUACGGUAGAUCAAGAUCAAGUUUACCGUGUCAACAGAAUGUUAUUGUUUUUGGGUGGGCGUUUUGUGUUUUAUUCUUUGGAAAAUGCAUUUUCAUUAUUCCGUCAAGUCAUAUAUCCCUACAAACUAUGCUGUACAGCAAUAUGUUCUUACCUGUAUCAGAUAGCAAAUUUUAGGAUUCUCUUUAAACUGUAUUGUAAUUUUAUAUUCACCACCAUAUCUUUUUACGUCAUUUGUUUUCAAAUAGCCUCCAUUGCUAUGAACUUGUCUUAUAGUGCUGACAAUAUUUAUAUGAGUUAUUAAUUGCCUUUAUUUUUAAAACUAGUAUGUGUAUGAGUAGAUUGUGUAGCAAUAUGUAAUUUUAGCUA
Messenger RNA from Branchiostoma belcheri (Belcher's lancelet), 3991 nucleotides. RefSeq names its product toll-like receptor 4. Gene Ontology annotation, cellular component: membrane. The record is from RefSeq and is a predicted model, not a curated record. Gene Ontology annotation, biological process: inflammatory response; toll-like receptor signaling pathway; immune response. The transcript has 2 exons. The coding region runs from base 307 to 3633 and encodes 1108 amino acids. Gene Ontology annotation, molecular function: transmembrane signaling receptor activity; protein binding. Lineage: Eukaryota; Metazoa; Chordata; Leptocardii; Amphioxiformes; Branchiostomatidae.